AUGCCCAUAUUCAACCCCCUGGAGUGGCUGAGACAGAGCCGGGGCUCCCGGCGGCUGGUGCUGGUGGUGGUGUGUGUGGCGCUGCUGCUGGACAACAUGCUGCUCACCGUCGUGGUGCCCAUCAUCCCCACGUUCCUGUAUGCCACGGAAUACAAGAGGCCGGACCCCUCGCCGACCCCCAUCCCGAGCCGGCUGGUCUCUCCGAGGCCUCCCCAGGAAGAGGCCGCCUUCUCCGCCAUCGUCUCCCGCUACGACAACGCCACCUACGUCCUCCGGGUCGCUGCCACCGCCGCCAGCGCCGCCGUCGCCAAUGGCAACCUCUCGGAGCCGGCCUCCGCCUCCACCGCCGCGCCCAACGGCUCCUCCCCAGAGGCGCCCGGCGGCUGUUCGGUGAACGGCGACUUCCUGGAGCAGGAGAACGUGCGGGUGGGCCUCAUGUUCGCCUCCAAGGCCAUGGUGCAGCUGCUGGUCAACCCCUUCGUGGGUCCCCUCACCAACAGGAUUGGAUACCACAUACCAAUGUUUGCCGGGUUUGUCAUCAUGUUCGCAUCAACGAUAAUGUUCGCCUUCUCGGGGACCUACACGCUGCUGUUUGUGGCCCGAUCCCUGCAAGGAAUCGGAUCCUCUUUCUCGUCAGUGGCAGGGCUGGGGAUGCUGGCCAGCGUGUACUCCGAUGACAACGAGAGAGGCGUUGCCAUGGGGAUCGCUCUGGGCGGGCUGGCCAUGGGGCUUCUGAUCGGUGCCCCCUUUGGAAGCGUGAUGUAUGAGUUCGUGGGGAAAAGUUCCCCCUUCCUCAUCCUGGCCUUUCUGGCCAUAUUUGACGGAGCGUUGCAGCUCUGCAUACUUCAGCCGUCAAAGAUAUCUCCGGGGAGUGUGGAGGGGACUCCUUUACUGACCCUACUGAGGGACCCCUACAUCCUCAUCACUGCAGGUUCUCUGUGCUUCGCUAACAUGGGGGUGGCCAUGUUGGAACCAACCCUGCCCAUAUGGAUGAUGCAGACCAUGUGCUCUCCAAAAUGGCAGCUCGGCAUGGCCUUCCUACCAGCCAGCAUGUCCUACCUAAUUGGAACUAAUUUAUUUGGGAUCCUAGCAAAUAAGAUGGGAAGAUGGCUGUGCUCCAUGAUUGGAAUGGUAAUCGUUGGAAUCAGCCUCCUCUGCGUCCCUUUCGCGAAAAGCAUUUACGGUCUCAUCGGCCCGAACGGCGGCCUCGGAUUCGCCAUCGGUAUGGUGGACUCGUCCAUGAUGCCGAUAAUGGCGUACCUGGUGGACAUUCGCCACGCCUCUGUGUACGGCAGCGUGUACGCCAUCGCUGACGUGGCCUUCUGCAUGGGCUUUGCCAUCGGUCCAUCAACAGGGGGCGCCAUCGUGAGAUCCAUCGGGUUCCCCUCCCUCAUGGUCAUCAUCGGCAUCAUCAACAUCCUGUACGCGCCCCUCUGCUGGUUCCUGAGGAACCCUGCGGCCCGAGAGGAAAAGAUGGCCAUAAUUAACCAGGAGUGCCCCAUGGCCGUGAAGAGUUACAACACCCAGCGGGAUUCCCGCGAGUUUCCGCUGAGCGACGACAGCGGGGAGGAGCCUGAGGACUGACGCAAUUGCUACGCACGCCGACAUGCUAACGUGCUAACGUGCUAACACGGACACGUUACGUCACGUUGCUUCACACCGACCGCGUACGCUCUUGCCCAGAGUGACCUGCGUUUUAGUGUAACAAACAGUGCAGCCCGUGAGUAUUUAGACAGUGACGCGUUUUGUUUUUAUUUGUUGUUGUUGUUGUUGUUGUUGUUUUUUUUGGCUCUGUACUCCAGCACAUAGGAUCUGAAAUUAAACAGCAAAAAUUGCAUCGCUGUCCAAAUGCUUAUAGACUGCACUGUAAACACAUCCACCUGAGUGAUAUAAGCAACGUGCACAAAUUCACACACACACACACACACACGCACACACACACACACUCCAGUAGAACUUGAGGAAGAGACCAUUGAAUAAGGGCGGUGGAAUUUGAAUCUCAUGUUCGCCCCUGAUAUUGUGCCCCGCUGCAGUCCUGCAGUCAGUUUGGCCUGUUGUCUUUUAGUGUCACCUGUCACCUUGAAUGUCCUGGUGUCACCCUCCUGGUCGCCUGUGCCAGACUGUAACAUGCCAUCCUGCUACCUAUCACGUUAGCCUAAACGCAUAUUCUAAAUCAACAGGAAGUGACAUGGAAAUGAUCCAACUGCAACCAAAGAGCUGUGCCACAAGGGUUGAAACAUAGCAUUACAUCACAGGCAUUUAGCAGACGCUCUUAUCCAGAGCAGCGUACACACAACUUUUUACACAGUAUCCAUUUAUACAGCUAGAUAUAUAUAUUGAAGCAAUGCUCAAGGCACUUGGGCAUGGUACUUAACUUGCAAUUGAACCUGCGGCCUUUUGGUUACAAGACCAUUUACCUGGGAAUCAAACCGGCGACCUUCAGGUUACAAGACCACUUCCUUACCCGUCAUACUACACUGCCGACAAAGUAGACAUCAAAACCAUAAUACAGAAUAUAAUUAAGAUUUCAUCGAUAUUUUCGGUUAAUGUUAAUAAGCUCCCUGUUUGAAUGUAUUUCUCGUAUUUGAAUCUGUGACAGAUUUUACUGUGAAGCUGAAGUCCGCCUGUAUUAAGCUCUCGACUAAAUGCCCCCCACCAAUGGAUAAAAUUUGUUGUGGUGAGUUGGAGGAACAGGUGAAUAUCCUGUUGCCAUUGACGCUCGCUGACUUGAAAUGACAUAUUUUGUGAAUGGGCAGAUUGAUUUCCACCGGUGGUGAUAUUUAUAUUUUAGUUUGGUAGAUCAAUUUUUAAAUUCUCUUUAAUUUGUGAUAAAUUGCACGUGGCUUUAUUUGCGUAUGGAAGUAUUAUACAUCAGACUGCACAGUAUCUCAAGAGAUAAACAAUUGAAGAAUGACAUUUUCUUCAGAACUGUUGAAUUGUUGCUAUUAUUUUGUAAUUCCUGGAGAAACAUGAUAGUUGGUUUCAUCUGAAUGUUUACCUGUAACACUAACAAGGUUAUAUUACACUUACACAUGUUCCCUGUAAAAUACAAACAGAAAUCCCAUUGACUUAAAUAUAGGUGCAAAACGUUUCACGACUUCAGGACAUCAUUCUGCUGGAAAGUCCCAAAUUGUUUAUACUAUUACUAUUAUUUAUGGUAUUAUGCUACCGCUGUUUUUACUGUGUUUACUGUGUGUGUUUAGAUUAUCAAAGUCUGAAUUAAACCAGUGCUAGUUUCCUCA
Anguilla anguilla (European eel) is the source of this 3242-nucleotide messenger RNA. Its product is annotated as chromaffin granule amine transporter. Lineage: Eukaryota; Metazoa; Chordata; Actinopteri; Anguilliformes; Anguillidae. The record is from RefSeq and is a predicted model, not a curated record. The coding region runs from base 1 to 1584 and encodes 527 amino acids. Gene Ontology annotation, biological process: transmembrane transport; aminergic neurotransmitter loading into synaptic vesicle; xenobiotic transport. Gene Ontology annotation, molecular function: serotonin:sodium:chloride symporter activity; xenobiotic transmembrane transporter activity. The transcript has 15 exons. Gene Ontology annotation, cellular component: synaptic vesicle membrane; terminal bouton.